This is a messenger RNA of Megalops cyprinoides (Indo-Pacific tarpon), 3461 nucleotides long. It is a transcript of the gene tmub2, whose product is annotated as transmembrane and ubiquitin-like domain containing 2. The coding region runs from base 97 to 1068 and encodes 323 amino acids. The transcript has 3 exons. Gene Ontology annotation, molecular function: protein binding. The record is from RefSeq and is a predicted model, not a curated record. Lineage: Eukaryota; Metazoa; Chordata; Actinopteri; Elopiformes; Megalopidae.
UGUUUGUAUGUGGCCAGCCAGGGAGUGGGGCAUCAGGAAUCGCUACCAAGAAGCUAAGUUAUGGUCUGAAAAUUGGACAGGUGCAGAGUGGUUGGGAUGGCGGUGUGUGCGCUGACCAUGCUGGACGGAGUGGGAGAUGAAGUCACAGUGGCAGGUGGGGUAGUGCUGCUGGCCCUGGCACUGAUCCUGGCCUGGCUCUCCACCCAUGUGGCUGAACGCGGGGACCACAUCCUGGGCACCAUCCUAACGGCUGGGGCCCACGUCUCGCUCAUUGGCCUUGGGGGUGGGGAUGCUUACAUGGGAGGGCCCUCCAGCCCUGACGCGCCAGAGCCCCAGCCAGCCUCCCACUCCCAGGAGGACAAGCCCGAGGACGAAGACCUGGGGCAAGAGGGCGGGGAGGCCACCGGAGACGGGGAGGGGGCGUCAGGGGCCGGCAUUGACCAGUUGCUGAACAUCCAGGGCCUGCGAAAAAGGGCAGUGGCGACCGCUGGCAAGUCCCUCCCACCCCAUGCUGACGAGCAGGAGGAGCAAGAGGAAGAGAAGGAGGACGUGGCUCGAACCCCGGGCCAGGUUGCUGCCAUCACCGUCCGUCUCAAGUUCCUCAACGACACAGAGGAGCUGGCCACGCUCAGGCCACAGGACACUGUAGGGCUGCUGAAAAGCAAGUACUUUUCCGGCCAGGAACGGCAGAUCAAGCUCAUCUUCCAGGGCCAGUUGCUGCAGGACCCGGGCCGGACGCUGCUGUCGCUCAACAUCACCCACAACAGCGUCAUCCACUGCCACAUCUCUCAGGCCCUACGGGAGGGUGGUGCGGAGGGGCCGCCCCGGGCGGUGACGGGGACAGCCCAGGUGGAGCGCGGAGGAGUGGGCGUAGGCGGUGGCACUGGGGGGGUGGGCCUGGCGCUCAACACAGGCAGCCUGGUGGUGCCCGUCUUUGUGGUGAUGCUGGCCGUGGUCUGGUACUUCCGCAUCAACUACCGGCAGUUUUUCACCGCGCCGGCCACCAUCUCCCUGGUGGGCGUCACCAUCUUCUUCAGCUUCCUGGUCUUUGGGAUGUACAGUCGGUGAGGGGAGGAGAAGUGCCUCAAGGAAAAGCCCUAAGAAGGAAACACGAAGCAAGGCUAAAUAAUGAAGUAGAUUUUAUGGUGGUGGGCACAGGCAAGGGAAGGAGCCAUACCGCUCAUGAGGCUUCUAAACUAUGUGUGUGGCGUGCAUGUGCGUGUGUGUGUGUGUAUGUGUGUGUGUCAAAGUGCAAGGGAGCUGGUGUCUGUGUGACAUGUAGCAGCAUGUGGGUGUGAGUGUAAGACAGUAUGUAGUAAGCUGAGGUCAGGGCUGCAAUUUUGCCUGCAGUGAUAUAAACAUAUAUAUUACAACACAUGGAACUUUCCCUUGAAGGAAAGCAACAGGGUUGUGACGUGGAUCCUGCUGGUCCAUUUUGGACUGAUUUUUGUACAAUUGCACGUCAUCUCUGCUUCACACCCUGUAGUGCAGCGACCCCUGGCUUCAGUCUUGGGAUAAAAAAAUCAUCUCACCUUCAGAACAUUCUGUAACCUUCUCAUUUCUGGAAUUCAGCAGAGCAGCACAGUGCUAAAUUGAUUGUAUUAAUCUUGCAGAAAGAAAUGUUUCAUCUGCCUGAAGUGAAUAAGGACAUAUUUUCUGUUGUAGCACACCAGUUUCUGUGAGGGCAGUGGAAUCUCUGACAUCGGUAGUAGUGUGCAAAUGUGGACCAGGAGUGUUGAAUUGAGACAUGGCUUGCAGGGCGUAAGAUCUAAUAGCGAACAAAGAAGUGCCCCAGACAGGUCAUCUUAGUCCCUGCAAACCCUUUGCUUCUUAGUAUGGAGUUGUGCAGACUCACAGAUGUAUCCGGGCCGGCUUAAGUUACUCCUGCUCAGCAAGUAUUGAAUAGAGCUGUUAAUACGGCUUUUUUAACCCGGCUUAGCGGUGAAUGUGUGCAGGUAUACAGGUGUCGGACAUUUGCUGAAGGUAGCGUGCAGGGGAGCUGCACAAGGAUGCAGCAUAAGACGAACACUGCACUCGAUCAGGUAUGGUUGCAAUAACAGGAAUUGGUGAAGAGGUCAGCAGCCUGAGGUUAGCUUAUGUUUGUCAAAAUUUAAAUUGCAAUAAUGUGUGUAUAUACAGACUAACAUCUGCAGCUUGAGUUGAAGCAGUUAAGCUGCCUUGUGACGCGAGUCUCGCAGUCUUGCGAUGCUCCUGAUGAGUUUCCUGAAUUACUGCAGACGGGCAGCAUGUUUAAUGAUGCUAACUCAUGGAAGCGUGCAGCCAUGAAUAUGGCCACUUAAUGCGAAUGUGUUUGACACAGAAGUUGUAAGUCUGUACAUAGCCUUAGUUUGACCCGGUCCUGAACAGACAGAGCAGUGCAUUGUAUGAUACCAUUAUGUCAUAUCUCUCCUUAUGUCCUCAGUUCUCAUCAGCAUUACGACACCGCUCAGCUCUCUUAAACGUCUCGCCCAUCUGGUUCCUGUCAACGCACAGCAAGUCCGUACUGUUCUGGAAUCUCCAAAUUAAGUUAUACAGCUGCUCACAGACACAGUGACUUAAAGUGGAGAUGCAUCAUGGAUUGGAUUUAGAGUGUGAUCCAGGUUUAAUUUCGGUAUGGUUCUUAAAAAUUUGCAAUUCAAAUGUAAAUCAAAUGGCCCAUAGGAUAAAUGAAAUUGAUUGUAUGAAACUGACGUGAAAUUGCUAUGAAUUUCAAAGAAUUUUUAACAUGGAAAUAAUGUAAUGUGAAAUUGACAACAUGGAGAUCAUAGCCAUUGUAAAUUUCCUCAGUUGGCUAUUUGGCAUCCACACUCCCCAGAGCAGCAGCAGGGAUGUCUCGGGAGACACAGAAAGGGCACUUUUCCCAUUUCUCCGGCUGAUUUUGCCUACUGCUCAGGUCUGAACAGACAGCAGUGCCCUCAGCUCCUCCCUAGGAACACACUGCUGUUAAAUCAUUUAAGCAACCGAGUUGUUUGACUACAAGUUUUUUUUUUUUUGACAUUGGGACAGGGUAAAAUGGGGCCUUGUGUGGGUCAGAACAUUGCCUUGCCUUGCUUCCCACAAAGGUACUGCAGUAACCAUGGCUGAAGUAGCCAUCACUCUUCCAGUUUUUUUCUGUAAUUACUAAUGCAUUUCUAUACCUAAAUAUGCCAGUGUAGUGAAAAAAAAAUUUGAAUGAGUGUGUACUGUAUAAUAAAAAAGCUUGUUUCAAGACAAGCAUGUAUGUAAAUACACAAGAUGAAAUUUACUGUACAUAGUGUAUGGAUUGGAUGAAAUUUCAUUUGGCACUUCGGGAUUAAUAUGUAGGGGGAGUGGUACAUGGGUUCGAUUGUGCAUUAUUUCCUUGUGGUUAGGAGCUGCUUCAUUUUUAAGACGAUCUUGUUUUCCUCUCCAACUCUGAGGCUGUUGUGAAAUGGAUCUGUUUUGCACUCUGCUGUUAGUGUCGUUUGGAUUAAAGGGUUUCA